This is a messenger RNA of Linderina pennispora, 2044 nucleotides long. RefSeq lists its product as uncharacterized. Gene Ontology annotation, molecular function: ubiquitin protein ligase activity. NCBI's taxonomy places the organism in Eukaryota, Fungi, Kickxellomycota, Kickxellomycetes, Kickxellales, Kickxellaceae. Gene Ontology annotation, biological process: ubiquitin-dependent protein catabolic process. The record is from RefSeq and is a predicted model, not a curated record. The transcript has a single exon. Bases 302 to 2014 code for a protein of 570 amino acids.
GAACCGAGUUGACGUCUACAUGCGCAGCCGAGACAGAGGACCAGCGAGCCGUCGCCCAGACCCUGGCACGCGUCCUGCGGGCGCUUUGUCACAGGAUGGAAAUACUGACGAGAGCCUUUAAUGCUUAAUGAGAGAUGGCGGCAUAUGGUUGCCCCAAGCUAUCCCCGUCAUCUGUUUCCACUGCCCCGAAACAUAAUCCCGUUCUAUAUAUAGCAUCCACAUACAAGGCGAUAUUUGCAGCGGCGUGACAUGUAUGACGAUUAGAAAAUGCAAUCAUUGCGAUUAGUUCGGGGAAUUUUAGAUGAUAAUGUAUGAACGGGACAUUUGUCUCUUGCGUAAUGCGGUUGGCCUUGUCCUGCGCUCCAUUUGUGAUUUCGAAUUGGUUGAGCAACUAGACGCCAUGCAUACGAGAAAUGGCCAUUUUUCGCAUGUAUAUGCUGCAUGCCUGAUUGAAAGACACUGCAGGUGGAUUGCAUAUACACACGCGCUGGGAGUGGAUGCGAAUUGGCAGUUAUUUAUCCUCUUUAAACCUGAACGUAUUUUUGCAUCGUAUUUAUAUAUCGAUUUUUCUCCAUUCUAUUUCACAUACCUUUACAGCAUCGCCUGCAAAAGAUUUGUCGCAUGGUUUCACACAAUAUUGCAGGAUGUCCUAUUCGCAUGGGCAUUCCUAGCUGCAGCCCAAGCCCGCGCACCACUCGUAUCGCUGACGGUUAGUGUACAGAGCAACGUAACAAGCGACACCCAGCGCAGCGCCUAUCAAGCAACAUUCGAUCGUAGCGACUACGCCUACCCACUACCACAAACGGGUCUCAGCACAUUUGGCUUCGCAGGCGAGCUCUACGUGCCGGAAUCUGCUGACUGUGCUGACGAUGCAAUAUUGCGCACGGUGCGGAAAUACACCAAGCCAGAUCACCCAAACGGCAUUGCAUUCCUGCCGUACAAGAGCUGCCGCAGCGAGUGGGAAUGGGUGCUGCACCAGGAAACCGAAUCGGGGCGGGCAGCUGGCGCACUCCUGUACUCUAUGAAAGAUGAUGCAGCGCAGGCAGCCGAGCGUGCAGUAGUCGACUUGACCUACUUGCACACGCCUGUGUGGGUGGUGAAUAAUGUGGCAGGAGCGUACCUCAUCCGGGUACUGGAGCACGUAUACGGAAACGCAAGUAAAGUGGAUUUACCUCAGCCGCCAAACAACAUCAAGUAUGAGUAUUUGCAAGACGACGUGAAGAUGGCAGUGCGCAUAGCGACUGAAGGCAGCCAGCUGACACACCCGCGCGUCUUCAUCACUAUCGGGCGGUCUGCAGCGGAUGUGGCAUCGGCCGACAGAAAUUUCUUUCUGAAAGCUAUGGUUGGUGUGGGUAUCACUGGGAUUGUGUGCUUUGUCAUCGCCAUGCUGGUACGCUAUUUUGACUGUCUGAAACUCAGCCGGCAUAGGGUGCGGGCGGGGCGUCGGUCGACCGAAUUUCAUCCACGCGCUACGACCAUGUGGGCUCGCAAUAGUGGACAGGCGUUCCGGGCACGCUCCAGACGUGCACGACACGCCGACGCCCAUGGCCAUCGACGGAAUUCAACCCGACGCGUUUUGCAGCAAAGCGAGCUGGAUCUAAUGCCAUUGCGCAUUGUAACUCACCGCGAUCUCCAGCCUCCUGAUACCCUGGGCCUGCCAGGUAAUAUGAAGAAGCCGCAGAUGGCGAUUCUGCGGAGCAACGCAUCCUGCCCACACUUGCCCCAGAUGCCUGGCAGUUCCUUGGAGCUAGCCCGUGUGUAUUCGGCGCAACUAGGCGAGCUUCCUAGCAAGGAUCCGGUAUUAACGUCGUGGGAUGAUGACGAUGACGACUUGAAUGAGUGUGCGAUUUGUCUAGACGAGAUACGUGAAGGGGAUGUGGUGAGGGAGCUGCCCUGUCCGCAUACUUUCCACAGCAGGUGCAUUGAUCGGUGGCUGCUGUUCCAGUCGUCGGUGUGUCCGUUAUGUAAGCGCGAUACGCUAAUUGAGCCGCCAGCUGUCGAGCAUGUGGCGUAGUCCAUUUAAUUUAGCAAUAAUGUCUUACAC